GGGAUGAUGGUGGGUUACGUGGUGCUGGUGUACUUGGUGACGGCCUUCGUUCCCUCGGAGAUGGCGUGCUUGGCCAGCUCUCCGGGCAGGAAGAGGCGGACGGCGGUCUGGAUCUCCCAGGAGGUGAUGAUGAAGUGUUGUAAUGAGCCAGGCGAGAAGCUUUGCUGGCAAUGCUCUCGAUGAUGUCAUUGACAAAGGAGUUCAUAAUGCUCAUGGCCUUGGUCGAGAUGCCGGUGUCGGGGUGGACCCGCUUGAGCACCUUGUACACGCAGAUGGCAUAACUCUCCUUCCUGCUCUUCCACCGCUUCUUGCCGUCCUCCUUCUGGCUCUUGGUCAUGGCAUUCUUGGAGCCCUUCUUGUGUGCAGGUGCGGACUUGGCUGGUUCAGGAAUGUUUUUUUUUUUUUUUUUUUU
Staurois parvus is the source of this 412-nucleotide messenger RNA. The record is from the annotation of a GenBank genome assembly. NCBI's taxonomy places the organism in Eukaryota, Metazoa, Chordata, Amphibia, Anura, Ranidae.